AUUCGGGGCAAAGCGAGAGCGGAGCGGCGCUCUCUCCAAGCACCAGCCCCGCGUCCCUCGACCCCUGCCCGCCCCUCUUCCCCCCACCCACCCUCUCCGCCCCACAAUGCGGCGGUGAAGUGGCGGAGUACGGAGAGCCCGGAAGGACGGAGCUCGGACGGAGGCUCGAGCGCCCGCACCCCGCCCCUCCUCCGGAUCCACGAUGUCGAACCGCAAGCACCGGGACAACCAGGAGAUCUGCGCGCGCAAGGUCCGCGAGCUGGCCCAGUCCGGAGUAAACAAACACUGCUUCGAGUGCAACCAGCCCGGGGUGACGUACACGGACGUGACCGUGGGCACCUUCGUGUGCACGUCGUGCUCCGGAAUGCUGCGAGGCCUCAACCCGCCGCACAGGGUCAAGUCCAUCUCCAUGACGACCUUCUCCCAACCGGAAGUGGAAUUCCUUCAAAACCACGGCAACGAGGUCGGCAGGAGGACGUGGCUGUGUGCCUCGGAGGCCAAGACGGUCGCCUGCCCGGACAUGAAGGACUCGCAGAAGUUCAAAGAGUUCCUGCAGGACAAAUACGAGAAGAAGAAAUGGCAUUUUUCCAAAAGUAAGAACCGGCGAGACGCGGAGGGACCUUGGAGCCCCGGCGUCCAGAGCGUCCUCCAUCACGUCCCGCCGGCCAGCCAGCAGCCCACUCACGGCUUGCCCCCCAACGCCCGGCCCGCCCGGACGCUGACGGCGCGGUCGGACCGACCCCCAGCCGCUUCGCCCGCCGACGCCUUGACCGCCCGGCCCUCACGCUCGCAAAGCUUCCGGGACCCGCCGCUGAGAGAGCACAACGUCUGCGGGAUUGAGAGACAGCGGCCGGGCUCGUUGUCUUCAGCUCCCGGUUCUUCCUUCCCCGCCCUCCCCCGGCCUUCAGGUCGCGCCCCGUCAUCGUCGGGCACCACGGGGCCCUUCAGGGCCUUUCCCAAAUCUCUCAGCUUGGACUUUGGCGGUCCGAAGCAGCCGCAGCCUCCUCUUCCUCAGUCCCUGUCCCAUCAGCAGCAAAGCGCCGGCGACGCCCGGGACAGGUACGCCGCGGUGUCCCACCUGGACAGCGUCUUCUCCGAAACAGCACCCCCUGCCGGGCUCCCGCAGUAUGGCGCCCUGUUUGGCAGCCGGCUCUCUUCUGGCUCCACUCGUGCCAGGUCGCUCAUUUUCACAACUUGGAUUUGCUCUGUGCUGUUUUCUCAAGCUCUGAAAUUCUUGCUUCUUCUCCCAGCAGCUCUCCGGGUCUUGAUACAACGUCCAAUUCGCAAACAUUCGCAAAUUUCCCGAACCCAUUCAGCUCCAGCUCCACUUCCCAGCAGCCCGCUGCGCUGUCCCCCAGUAACCCUUUCAGCAGCUCGCCAGGAGGCGACGGCCCGUUUGUCACCUCGCCCACUUCGGUGUUUCCGCCUCCCGCCUCUUUUCCCCAAGAGGUCGUCGCUAACCAGGAAGCUAACGGCUUCGCCGCCUUCCCCGCGUGCGACUCGCAGGCCAAAGUCCCUCGGCCCAUGUCGGUGAACCCUUUUACUGGCAACGUCUACCCCAGUCGGGCCACGUCGCGAAACCCUUUCAUCUGACUCGGCCCCCGGUGAUGCCCCUCACCUGUCCAUCUCUGGCAAAAGUGGACUGUCACCUCUUUCCUCCCAAUGUCGUCUUAUCCGGUGUUCACUUGGGGGGCCACGUGUUAAAAAAAAUGCCUGAAUGUAUUAUGACUUCAACUAGCCAUUUCUAUUUUAGCGCCUGGAGCAUUUUGGCAGGGGGUAAAAA
Hippocampus zosterae (dwarf seahorse) is the source of this 1783-nucleotide messenger RNA. RefSeq names its product ArfGAP with FG repeats 2 (gene agfg2). Lineage: Eukaryota; Metazoa; Chordata; Actinopteri; Syngnathiformes; Syngnathidae. The transcript is spliced from 12 exons. The record is from RefSeq and is a predicted model, not a curated record. Bases 203 to 1534 code for a protein of 443 amino acids. Gene Ontology annotation, molecular function: GTPase activator activity.